Messenger RNA from Chionomys nivalis (European snow vole), 1172 nucleotides. RefSeq names its product lymphocyte antigen 6 family member S (gene Ly6s). The record is from RefSeq and is a predicted model, not a curated record. Gene Ontology annotation, molecular function: acetylcholine receptor binding; acetylcholine receptor inhibitor activity. Gene Ontology annotation, cellular component: plasma membrane. NCBI's taxonomy places the organism in Eukaryota, Metazoa, Chordata, Mammalia, Rodentia, Cricetidae. Gene Ontology annotation, biological process: acetylcholine receptor signaling pathway. The coding region runs from base 185 to 577 and encodes 130 amino acids. The transcript has 4 exons.
AAUUAGGAUGGGGCUGCUGGGUGGCACGCAUAGGGAGAGGCCCUCAGGAUGGAUAUGACUGUGGGUGGAAGCUGGGGAUUAGGAAGGAAAAGCUGAGCGGACAGGAGAGGCAGACGCCUAUUCCUCAGGGAAGCCGUGUGGAGGGCUGCCAGUGGGGAAGAUUAGGACGAACAGUUCCCACACUAUGAAGACCGGUGUGCUCCUCCUGCUGGUGAGCCUACUGUGUGCAGAGAAAGCUCAGGGGUUGCGCUGCUACCAGUGUGUGGCGACCGCCACACCUGAGACUUGUCAACCAACCACCUGCUCCGACACUAACGGCGUCUGCGUUACUCAGGAGAUAAAAUCCACUGUGGAAUCUUACAAAAUGACAUUAAUAAGCAAGUUCUGCUAUCCCACCUGCCCCGAUAAGGAGUAUCCUGAAAAUCUGGAAAUCCUGGGCGUCACCGUCAACUCCAAGAUUUCCUGCUGUAACACAGACCUCUGCAAUGCGGCAGGUGCCACUGGGGGCAGCAUCUGGACCCUGGCAGGGGUGCUUGUGUUUAGCUUGGGGUCGGUCCUCCUGCAGGCCUGGUUGUGAUGGUCCUUCCUGCCACUCCCGCCCUCAUCUUCCUAUCCCCGUGUGUAAUCACUCCUUCCUGGAGCCCUCUCAUGAUGAAUUAUGAGUUAUAGAACCCUGAAGUGGGGUUAAGGUGUGGAGCCCCCAUCACCACAUCCUUCAGAAUGCCAUUCUGCUGUGGCUUGCUGAUCUCGGUUCUGGAGGCAUGUGGACAGUACCGGGAAGGGGAAGGAUUCCAAGGCAUUGUGCUCACGCUGUUUACACAUGAAUCUCUGGGCGCCUGUGGGUUUCCCCUACAUGCUGCUCAAAGUUGAGUUCAAUAAACCCUUUGUCUUCCUAGCCAAGAACUUCACUUUUCUUUUGCUACCCUGGGUCCACUGAGGCCUGACUGCUGACCCACAUCUCUGCCCUUUCAGCCAGCCCCAUAGCUAUCUCAUGUUACUCAGAUCGGAGUGGUGAAUCCCUUGGUUUGGGUGGGCCUUCCCUCAGAGCUGAUACUGGGGACAGAGAGAGGGUUCCUCCAUUUCCCAAGAGCCCUUGAUUGUGUUGGGGGAAGGGAUCAGCCAAGGAGGCGAGCCCUCAACGGUGGAUAGGUCUUGCCCUGCCAGAUUCUUUU